AAGUGUACUGGCCAAUUUGUCAUCCGAUCAGCUGGUCGCCAUGUGUUCCACGAAGACACCACGCAUUUUGUCAGUUCAGAGCCAUGUAGUAUCUGGAUACGUCGGCAACAAAAGUGCUACUUUUCCAUUGCAGCUGUUAGGUUUUGAAGUUGAUGCAAUCAACUCUGUACAAUUAUCCAAUCAUACUGGUUAUAAAGUGUUCAAAGGUCAGAUACUAAAUGACAAAGACCUAGACGAUCUGAUAGAUGGUCUAGCACAAAAUGGCUUGGAUGAUUAUACACAUUUGUUGACUGGUUAUAUCGGCUCUGCUUCCUUCCUGAAAAGAGUGGCAGUAUUGGUUAAAACAUUGAAAAGCAAAAAUUUAAACCUUACAUAUGUUUGUGAUCCUGUUAUGGGCGACAAUGGGAAGAUGUACGUUCCAGAAGAAUUGAAGGAGAUCUACAAGAAGGAGGUAGUACCGUUGGCAGAUGUAUUAACCCCAAAUCAGUAUGAAUUGGAAUUAUUGACAGACCAAAAGGUCUCUAACAUGACUGAACUGCAAAAUGCAAUUAAAAAACUGCACCAAAUUGGACCACAAACUGUAGCUGUAUCUUCAACUGAUUUUAAUGACAGGUUAACGGCACUAGUCAGCACUGCAAAAGAUAACAUAUUAAUUAAGGUAGACAUUCCAAAAAUACCAGCAACUUUCACGGGAUCUGGGGACCUGUUCGCUGCGUUAUUUCUCGCUCAUUUGUACUUGCAAAGUGAUAUGAAAGCUAUCAUGGAAAAGACAAUAAAUUCCUUAUACAGCGUACUGCUUAAUACUUAUGAACAUUAUAAAGUCUAUGCGGAUAGUGAAAUGCAGCUAGCUAAAAACAUGGAGUUGCGACUCAUACAAAGUAAGAACAGUAUUGAAAAUCCAGAGAUUCGUCUGUUUGCAGAAUCCCUGUAAUAUAUAUAGAGCCGUGGAAAAAA
Ooceraea biroi (clonal raider ant) is the source of this 954-nucleotide messenger RNA. It is a transcript of the gene Pdxk, whose product is annotated as pyridoxal kinase. Gene Ontology annotation, biological process: pyridoxal 5'-phosphate salvage. Gene Ontology annotation, molecular function: pyridoxal kinase activity. Gene Ontology annotation, cellular component: cytosol. The record is from RefSeq and is a predicted model, not a curated record. Lineage: Eukaryota; Metazoa; Arthropoda; Insecta; Hymenoptera; Formicidae.